This is a messenger RNA of Carya illinoinensis, 978 nucleotides long. Its product is annotated as F-box protein SKIP23-like. Bases 1 to 978 code for a protein of 325 amino acids. Lineage: Eukaryota; Viridiplantae; Streptophyta; Magnoliopsida; Fagales; Juglandaceae. The record is from RefSeq and is a predicted model, not a curated record. The transcript has a single exon.
AUGGAUCGUAAUUCCCAAACUGUGUCUUCCUUGUCAUGUGCCGCACUAACUCAAACUCCAUGGCUCAUGCUUCCCAGUGACCAGGAAGACGAUAGUGAUGAUGCUCGCUGCUUCUUCAGCCUCGCAGAGAAUAAGACUUACAAGAUCGAGAACGUGUUCGACGGGCUUCCUGAUGCUUGGUGCGUGGGCUCUUCCCACGGUUGGAUGGUGGUUUUGGAUCAAAGAGGAAACCCGCGUCUGUUUAAUACCUUCUGUAAGGCUAAAGUCGAACUUCCUGCGUUUCCUCGUAAAAUGAAACCCAACGUUGGCGAAACUUACUUUAUCGAACAGUUGCGGAAGAUUUUCAUCGUCAAGGCUGUCGUGCUGUUCAUGAACCAGUACUCUUGCAGGGUGGUGGUAAUCUAUGGAAUCCAUUCAAGGCUUGCAUUCUGCACGCUCGAAGACAACACUUGGACAGGACUUGGUGACGAAGGUUACCGCGAUAUCAUAUGUUACGAGAAUCAGCUUUGUACACUUGCAGACAACGGUUCGAUUGCAGUAUGGGAUUUCCGUAGUCCUUUUCCCACGAAAAUUAUCAGACCUUCUGCACCAGUUUCCGAAGUUGAUCACUACGAGAACUUUCCACGAAAUAAGUUUUUCACUCAAUCGUACUUGGUGGAAUCAAUGGGAGGUCUUUUACUUGUCGAUCGGAUCGUCGGCUACUUUGUUAAUUCAGAGGGGAUAGCAGUGGAUGAGUACGAUCUUCUUAGCCCUGACGAUACGCACCCUUUGGUUUGUCCAUACCGAACAAAGGUAUUCAACAUCUAUAAGUUAGAUCACAAACAGGAGACAUGGAAGAAAGUGGAAUCUUUAGGUGAUCGAGUGAUAUUUGUGGGUGGGAACUACUCCAUAUCGUUUUCCAUUCAUGAUCUUGAAGGAUGUGAAUCGAAUACUAUUUACUUCUCCGAUGAUAACUGGAAGCAGGUGGAUGUGUUGUGA